AAAUACAUUCAUUAGUAAGGGUGAUUUAGUUCAUAUGCAGAGUUUUAAAUCAUAACCGGUCGUGUAUAUGGUUACUGUGCUUAGAACUGCAUUACAAUUAAAUUGCGAUAAUUCUAAUUAAAAUAUAGAACAACAUCGCUAGCUUUGACAUCGUAAUCAGGAGUGUUCAGAAAUCAUUAUGCCUAUUGGUAGUAUUUUUAAAAAAGCUUCAAGUUUUUUACUUGGUGAGGAAAAAGGAAAAAAAAUCGAUAUUUCAUAUGAAGACAACGAAAUUUUGUUUUGCAAAAAUAACGUUUGCAUUCAUCCCCCAAUUGUUGCGAGGCAACAAUGUGAUAUUUUACAUCAUCCCGGAUAUCUAACAGUUACAACGAAAACAUUUACUGACCAACAUAACAGUGCAAAACGUCCGACGUUGCUUUUAUCUUGGAUUCCCAAUUCAACUUUAUGCAAAUAUCCCUCUAAUGAUGGUAAAUCGUCGUCACGAUGUGCGAAAGAGUCUCCAGUCUGUGAGGAGGGCCAGAAGUCGAAAUGUAACAACGCACCUGGUAAAAAUGAAGAAACAUUUAAAACAUUCCAAGAUUGCAAUCAGACUAAUACAAAUAAAGAUGAUGACAUUGCCACAAGUGCAGAUAUGCUUGAACUAAGAAAUGAAUUGCAGCCUCUUUUGGGAGGAAAGAGGGCAUCACUAGAAGAUUUAGAAGCACUGAUAAAAAAAAAUCCUAUUACCUCUGUUAACAUAACAAUAUCGAAUCCUCAAAUAGAAAAUGCCCAUAUACCGCAAACUUAUAACUGUAUUGCACUUACGGAUGGAGAGGCUCAUAAACAAGAAUCAGAUGGAUCUAUUUCAGACGACAACAAUCCAAACUGGAUGACUCCUGAGUUAUUAGCUUUCAAGCAUAAUUUAUCGUUUCCUGAUAGCGCUUGUAACACCCCGACCAUAAGGCGCAAAACCGUCCUAAAAUGCAGACGAUUUUCGGUGGACCUUAGCCAGAUGCGCUCAUUGCGAUUAUUUUUCAACGACAAUAAUUGUACUUCGGGACAAUUGGUCAUAGCUUCAAGAGAGUCGCAAUACAAAAUUUUGCAUUUCCAUUACGGUGGUUUAGAUCAUUUAGCACAGGUAUUACAUCAAUGGCACUGUUUUUUGCACAAUAAUACCAAUACUGUUGGGCUUGACAGACAACACAUACAAUAUCGUCAGUUUAUGGUAUGUAGGCCAGAAGUUAAGAGAUCUGAAAUGCACCCAGACGAAGGAUGUGUUCAAAGGAUAACCACACAUUUUUUUUACGCUACACUGCUUAAUGAAAAGGGCCAAAUAGACGACGAUUUAACCCUGAGAAAGUGUGUAUUUUUUGGAGGCCUUGAAAAAAGUCUUCGGAAAACUGUAUGGCCUUUCUUGCUUAAAUGUUAUUCAUUUUCAUCUACGUUCGAAGAUCGGGCGGUAUUGAUGGACAUCAGAAGACAAGAGUAUGAAGAUAUAACGAGAAGACGUACGUAUUCAAUGUCACCAGAAGAACAACUUCAUUUUUGGAGAACCGUGCAAUGUGUAGUAGAAAAGGAUAUUGUAAGAACUGAUCGCUUAAACCCAUUCUUUUGUGGUGAAAACAACUCCAAUACCGAAAUAAUGAAAAACAUCCUUUUAAAUUACGCGUUCUACAAUACUGGAAUAUCCUAUUUUCAAGGAAUGAGUGAUUUAUUGGCACCAGUGUUAUGUGAAAUACAAAACGAGUCCGAAACCUUUUGGUGUUUUGUUGGGCUUAUGCAACGUGCCUUCUUUGUAUGCACGCCAACAGACAUCGAUAUUGAUCGUAAUCUUAACUUUUUGAGGGAGCUUAUACGCAUUAUGCUUCCCCGAUUUUAUAGCCAUCUUCAAUUACAUACUGAUGCUAUGGAAUUAUUAUUCUGCCACCGUUGGCUUCUGUUAUGCUUUAAAAGAGAAUUUACUGAGGCAGUUGUAAUACGCAUGUGGGAAGCUUGUUGGUCGAAUUAUUUAACGGAUUAUUUUCAUCUUUUUCUAUGCUUAGCAAUUAUUGCAGUAUAUGCAGAUGAUGUCAUUGCUCAAAAUCUCAGAUCUGACGAAAUGCUUUUACAUUUUAGUUCAUUAGCAAUGUAUAUGGAUGGCCAAUUAAUACUAAGAAAAGCUCGUGGAAUGCUUCAUCAGUACAGGCAACUCCCGAAAAUUCCUUGCACCUUAGCAAGACUUUGCAAACGUUGUGGUCCAGGGAUGUGGGAUUCAGAACAUCGACCAGCUAUUGAAUGCGUCGGUCAUACGGAGGAUGAAAAGUGUUCCUUGGCGUUGGACUAAAUUUAUGAUAACUAUUAGCAUUUUAUUAUAUUGCUUUUGUUGACUUAUUGUUACAAAUUAAUUAAUGUUAUAAAUAAAAUUGCUUUAAAUAUGCCUAAAACAUAACAAUCAAUAAAAUUAUAUUGAAACAGUGGUGCACGAAAUUAAAA
Molecule: messenger RNA, 2451 nt
Organism: Stomoxys calcitrans (stable fly)
Lineage: Eukaryota; Metazoa; Arthropoda; Insecta; Diptera; Muscidae
Gene: TBC1D16
Product: TBC1 domain family member 16
Exons: 2
Coding region: 179-2302 (707 amino acids)
Biological process (GO): activation of GTPase activity
Cellular component (GO): early endosome
Molecular function (GO): GTPase activator activity
Source: RefSeq, a predicted model, not a curated record